Indicator indicator is the source of this 807-nucleotide messenger RNA. It is a transcript of the gene BCL2L14, whose product is annotated as BCL2 like 14. The coding region runs from base 1 to 807 and encodes 268 amino acids. The transcript has 6 exons. Lineage: Eukaryota; Metazoa; Chordata; Aves; Piciformes; Indicatoridae. The record is from RefSeq and is a predicted model, not a curated record. Gene Ontology annotation, biological process: regulation of apoptotic process.
AUGCCUUUGGCAAAUGAUGUCACGAUGGAAGACACACUCCUGGAAGACGAUGAGCGAGACAGCAUAGAGUACAAGAUCCUCAUGGCCUACGCCCGGCGGCGGCUGCCUGCCAGCACAUACAGGAAACUCCUGGAAAGUGAAGCUAACGUGCAGAAAUCAGCAUCCUCAACUGGGACAGGAGUAACAAGUGACCCCCAAUGGGAUGAAGAUGAACCAAUUGCAAGGAUGUACCCCGGGGAGCAACACUUGGUGCUGUAUGGCUUAGCUGUUGCUCAGAUCCCAGAGAGGGACUGUGAACCAGCAUACAUCAGUCACAUUGCAGACAAUCUUGCCAAGCUUGUUACUGUUGCUCCCAGACCCUGGGAAUUUCGGUGUCAGUAUGAAGCCCCACGUCAGAAGCAAGACAAAGGUGAAUCUACUGCUGGAAAACAAGAAAUAAUAUUAUCAAUAGUUUCACUGUUAAAACAAAGAGGGGACCAACUGGAAGAAAAGAUGAAAAAGGAUGGAGCUUUCUAUCAGUGUUUUAAAGACAUGCUGUCCUACAGCUUCUUCAAGGGGAUCACUGACUGGUUCCUGAAAGACUUCUCAGAAGAUUCACCAAGAGUAACAGGAGGCCAAGCACAGCGCUUGAAAAUUGCCUAUACAAUGGAAGUUGCCACCAGACUGAAAGCUAUUGACAACCAUCCCAUGAACCGGGUCUUGGGCUUUGGAUCAAAGUACCUCAGAGAACACUUCAAGCCAUGGAUUCAGGACCAGGGUGGCUGGGAGAAGGCUGUGACUUCACAGGAUGAGGAAGAAGUGGAGUAA